AUGUUCCACAGCGUGCAGCAAUCUAGGACCAGCCAUGGUGUCUACAAGAUAGGCCAGAUUGCGAACCCAACACUGUCUGAUUACAAAAGAAAAGACCGGAUGCCUUUCAGUUCGACUGCGGGUAUAUUUACAGUGUCGGGGUCCAUACAUGUGGAAACUCUGGAGAUGGAGGUCACUUUAGAAGUGUAUGAAAUGAACCUGGGUAUCUUACACGGAUACGCUGGUCAGCCCUUCAAGAUCGCCUUGGAUCUAAGUAUGGUGAAGGGCGACAUUGAGCUACGAUUGACUGGUUUUGAUGAAUUGUGGCUUGACAUCGAUACAAAAGUGUUUCAAGCGGCCGAGGAUGGCUCAGGGCAGUUUGUAGAAUACAGGAAAGCCCAUCUUAUACUGGAAAUGCCGGGUAUCAAGUGCGCACCUUGGCUUUCCCCUGGUUCGGAUCUUUAG
Molecule: messenger RNA, 444 nt
Organism: Penicillium atrosanguineum
Lineage: Eukaryota; Fungi; Ascomycota; Eurotiomycetes; Eurotiales; Aspergillaceae
Exons: 3
Coding region: 1-444 (147 amino acids)
Source: RefSeq, a predicted model, not a curated record